UUAUGUUGCUGUGGAAAUACUUAUUUCUACUUGUAGCAUUGACCUUUUUCACCGCUUCCUGCUUUGUUACAAAGGUGUGGCAGUAUAUUUUCAUGUCUCAGAAUGUUUUGAAUGUGUAGGUAAACGGCGUGUUCGGUGUGGAGGAGAAUGUAAUUUAAAUAGCAGCAGGAAACAGUAAUGUGACUAGCACUAUGUAACACAUUAGGUUGAGCCAGAGCUGCUAUAACUUCCUUAAAUUGAUCUUCUGCAGUUGUUGUAUGAUCGUUUGAAGUAAUUAUACAAUUAAUUUAUGACACACAUCUGCAGUUGUCGUUUUGUCUCAGGUCUAGUCAUGGUUGUAAAGAAGAAAGCACCUAAAGUGGAGGCUGAAGCUUUGGAUGAUGUCAAGCUGAAGAGCCUGACAGAUUCCCUGUCUGUGGAUGGGGAUAGCAGAUCCACAGAGCUUGCUCAGGUUCUAAAGAACAGUUUAUCAUCCUCCGAUCCGGUUGAGCAGAUCCAGCUCAUCUCUAAGUCGGCAGGUUUCCUGUUGGAGCAGUUGAGAAAGGAUGAGUCCCCUAUGAGUCCUUUACUGCAGGCCUGCCUGAGCACACUAGCAUUCCUUUUGACCACACUGCCAGCUAAGAACCCACUUAAGAGAGCUGUAGCAAGGUUAAAAGUACCCACACUUCGCUGUCACAUUUGGAGAUAUUGACUUCUGGGUGUUUUGUGCACAUAUAUUUAUCUGUUCUCCACCAGUGCACUAGGUUAGUGGUCCAGAUUGGCUGCAGGAGCAGACUCUUGGAUGUCUGUCUGAGAGCCUGUCCUCCUGUCUCUCCUCUAAGAGCACGGAUCACUGCUCACACUUAACAGAUAGCAUCACUUCCUGUCUGGAUGGCUUUAAAAUCGUCCUCCAGUUCUUCCAGAGGACUUUGAAUUAUUAUGUGGAGCAGAACAGGGGUCUGACCGGUCGUCAUGUGGCCAAGGCUCAGCUGAUGCAGUCCUGUCUGGCUGGCAGCGGUGAAGGCCUCAAUGCUGGUGGUUCAGAGAUCUCAGGAACCCAUCAGUACUGCAGUGCUUUCAGCUUCAAAUGAUCAGUCUGAUCUACGCCAAGUUCUCAGUGGACUACUCAACUGCUAUACAUGUAUCUUGACUGAUGGUUGAGGGUCUCCAGCAGUGUUUGGUGGAUGCAGGCAGCAUCGCCACCCAAUGGCUGAGACAGAGCUGCACACGUCUGUAUGAGAGCAGCAGGCCUGCAGCUGUGGCUCUGUAUCCAAGUCAUGGAGCUCUGGCUAUGCUCAGCUGGAGAGGAAGAACUCUCGGUCCACAGGCUGAGAAACUGCUGCUGCUCAUACCUGAAGUGCUCCUGUCUCUAGAUACAAGAGUGAAGGAGUCCAGUACGGUGAUGGUAGUGGCUCGAGUUUUGACACUUUGGAGUGGAGCUGCGGUUGACUGCGUCCAGGUGGACACGUGUCCCCCUCUUCUUCGCUUGUCUCUGGUUGGAGGCUCUCCUCUAAUCGCACGCCUUCACCACCACAUUUAUGCCCACUGGGAGCACCCGCUGGAUGGAGUUCGCCACCAGACGCGCUCCAUGUUCCAGAACCUCCUCACGCUCCACCAACACUGCAGCGACCACAAGUCCGAUCCCACCAGCGACCCUUACAUCACCCAGCUCUCCCGGGACCUUCUAGCACUGGAGUGGCAUAUGAAAGGGAAGUACGGCACACUGGCCUGCAUGGUGGAGCACUUAGGAGCAGAGUAUCUACUCAAGCUUGAUGGUGGACUGCCAUCCAGACUGCUGGGUCUGAUGGGGGAUCAGACGAUGGCACCAUACGCCAGCGACCUUCUGGAGAAGCUGUUUGUCAGCCAUAAGGCCCAGUUGUGUGCCCGGUUUAGGGAUGGGGAUGUCUGGAUAGAUGUGUGGCAUGAAGUUUGGGUGAGGCCUCUGCUGCAGGUACUGUGCACCGCUCGAUUGGAUCAAACAACUUAUAUACUUCCUUUUCUCAUGCUCAAGCUGUGCUGUCUUGCAAGCAACUUUCUUGAAGUCAAACAGCUCGCCUGGUACCUCUUACAAAAACUGCCACCCGCAGCAGUGCGACUCCAGGAGCCGGAGAGGCUGCAGUCUUUGCUGCAGGUCGCUCUGAACCUCCGCACCAGCACCAAACCCUUCGACAGCGUCACUGCCGCUCAUCUUCUCAAACUGCUGCUGCACCAGCCGGGUCUGCAGGAUGCGUUGCUCAGCUGUAUCCAGAAGCAGCACAUCCCUGUCCAGCCACAAGCAUUGAUCCAGUCCCAGGCAUCUGAGGCUUCCGGUCUGGAGCAGAACACCCUGGCAGUGGUGCAGUGGCUGAUGGUGUGUCUGAUGGAAGAGGUUUUAAAGGCCGAGUCGUCUCUUCUGCAAGCCACUUCCUCCUGUCCUUUGUAUGGCAGAGCUCACUGCAUCACUGCAGUCCUGCAGCAGCUCAACACUGGGUCACUUGUACUGCUGUCCGAGUGGAGGGCUGUUGUGUCAGAGCUCAUAGGCCUGUGCUACAGGAUGUCUGAUGUCGUGUCACCUGUGGUUCAGAGCUCUUCCCCUGAGGGCCUCAUUCGCAUGGAUACUGAGUCUGAGACCUCUGCUGGCCUCCAGAAAAUCCUGCAGGAGAUUCAACCUGGUGACACAAAUGACUUUUUCACUAGUGCCAGAGAGCUGGACCCCAGUGAGAGCGGCCGUGACAGCGAGCAGAAAGAGUCAGAGAACACAGUUCAUAAACCACAAUCCUGUAACAGUGGUGGUGGUGAUGGAGAGGCCUAUCGAGUCACCGCUCAGAUGGUACUGGUGUGUUGCUGGAGGACCAUGAAAGAGGUGUCCAUGUUGCUGGUUCAUCUGUGUCAGAGCAUGCCACUGCGCUGUCCUCUCACACACCCUGACGGCAGAGGAGACGUCACAGAGGACCAGGUGGAAGGUGUGGGGAAGUACUUUCGGGAGCAGCUGCUACAGUCUCGUGACGGGGGUGCGUUUGAACUGGCCUACGUGGGUUUUGUUCAGCUCACUGAGAUGCUCUGCAGGAGUGGGAGUGCUGCACUACAGCAGCUGCCAGCACAAUGGCUGAAGGAGGUUCUUGAGGAAGUGGAAGCCAGUGACCCCUCCUCUAAACUGUGUGCGACCCGCCGCAGUGCAGAAAUACCCUUCUAUAUACAGGCCCUGCUGUCCUCUGAGCCCAAAUCAUCCAGCUGUGGACUUCUGAAGAUGACCAUGAGAUCUCUGAAAGCAUUGGCCAUGCCCUCUAAUGAUAGAGAUACUGAGAGCAACUCUGUGCCACAGGUCCACGCUCUGAACAUCCUGAGGGCUUUGUAUCGAGACACAUGUCUGGGGGAGAACAUUGUGCCGUUUGUGUCCGAGGGCAUGCAAGGUGCUAUCCUGGGUUUCACUUCUCCUGUGUGGGCCGUGAGGAACUCCUCGACUCUCCUGUUCAGCACUCUUAUUACACGGAUAUUCGGGGUGAAGAAAGGAAAAGAUGAGCACUCCAAAAAUAACAGGAUGACUCGCCGAGAGUUUUUCACUCGUUUUCCAGCCCUCUAUCCCUUCCUCCUCCGUCAGCUACAGGAAGCUGCAGCCUCUGUGAACAGUGAUUCAGGGCAGGUGAAGCUGCACCCCAGUCUUUUCUUGUUGUUGUUGGUUUUGGGUCGUCUCUACCCGUCUCCCAUGGAUGGUUCAUCAUCAGGUGCGGUCGCUCUGCAGUGUACCGCACACGUGAAAUGGCAGCGAGAGCCCUGGUUCCUUUUGUUCUGUUGACCCAGGUUCCCUCCACCAUCCAGACUCUACUGGAGGAGCUGCCUCAAGAACCUGGACCAGGACUCCAACGAAACCACAUCCAUGGAACACUGCUUCAGGUGCUGUCGCUGUUAUGUUCCUACCUGGCGGACACACACAGACCCCAGUCAGGAAAUGAGCAGGAACGUGACCUCUCCAGUGCCCUUUUUCCGCGGCUGUGGCUCGCCACAAGAGUCGCAGCUGCGUGAGGAAACUCUGCUGAUUCUUAUGGCCUCAGAACUUGUGGCCCCUCAGGGGCCCGAUGACAUGAAGCUCUCAGUCCCUGGAGCCACACAGUACCUGCAGAGUCUGGCUCACAUAGCCAUGAGUAUCUGUGUGGAAUCACCUCACCUGUGGAAUUGUCCAGAGUCUGACGGGUUUCAGAGAGACCUCCUGGAGCGACUGCUGCGGUGUCCGCUCUAUGAGGUUCGGCUGUUUGCCUGGAACAGUUCUUCAGGAGACUUCAGAAGACAGAGGAAGAGUUUUAACGGGGUCAGGGACCCUUGCCCUUUGACCUCAGUGUGUCCAGCUUAACCUCCCUGGCCCUUCACGAGACUUACCCUGGGUGUCAAGCCAUGGUUUUGCAGGUUCUGCUGUCCUCCCACUUUCUUCCCUGCUGCACUGGAGAGAUGGGAUGACAUCUUUGAGCUGUCAGGAGGUUCUAGAGUAUCUCCUCACAUUGCUGGAAACCUCUACACACAGUGUGGAGCUCUACUGUGCCGCUCUCUCCCUGACAUGUCUUUUGGUGCUGCACCUGGCCAAAUCAACGCCGCAGCAGGAGCUCAGUGAGGCUGCAGUGGUCUGUCUGAGCAAAUGGGGGGUCGUGCAGGGCUGCGGUGAGGGAACAACCUGCAGAAGUCAAACUCAUGUCAGCAGAGGUGCUGGUGAAGGCAGUCCCCACCUUACUGACGGCACCAGCCCUUCCUCUGGGUAUCACACACACUGUGGCACUAUGGAAGAACCUGUUUACUUUAUUACAGGAUGAAGAUCAGGACAUCAGGGACAGAGCAGCUGACUUCACCUGCUACAUACCGGACCAUUUACACAACACAGAUGUUGCCACGGGUGCCGUCUCUCCUCCGGUUGCCCUGGAGAUGGGGGUGGGUCUUCUGUGCCAGCUGUUCCAGAUGUGGGGCCAGGUGGCUGCUGGAAUGGUGACCCUGAUAGAAUGGCUCCUGGGAGAUGAACAAUCAAAUACAAGUUGUGAGGAGUCACUGGACUUGGUAAGGAGCACUUUU
Messenger RNA from Sinocyclocheilus rhinocerous, 5007 nucleotides. Its product is annotated as thyroid adenoma-associated protein homolog. The transcript has 28 exons. Gene Ontology annotation, biological process: tRNA methylation. NCBI's taxonomy places the organism in Eukaryota, Metazoa, Chordata, Actinopteri, Cypriniformes, Cyprinidae. Gene Ontology annotation, cellular component: cytosol. The coding region runs from base 1133 to 3751 and encodes 872 amino acids. The record is from RefSeq and is a predicted model, not a curated record.